Molecule: messenger RNA, 378 nt
Organism: Myotis daubentonii (Daubenton's bat)
Lineage: Eukaryota; Metazoa; Chordata; Mammalia; Chiroptera; Vespertilionidae
Product: large ribosomal subunit protein eL31-like
Exons: 1
Coding region: 1-378 (125 amino acids)
Source: RefSeq, a predicted model, not a curated record
AUGGCUCCUGCAAAGAUGGGUGGCAAGAAGAAGAAGGGUCGCUUUGCCCUCAACAAGGUGGUAACCAGGGAGUACACUAUCAACAUCCACACGUGCAUUCAUGGUGUGGGUUUCAAGAAGCAUGCCCCUCGGGCACUCAAGGAGAUCUGGAAAUUUGCCAUGAAGGAGAUGGGAACUCCAGACAUGCGCAUGGACACCAGGCUCAACAAAGCUAUCUGGGCCAAAGGAAUAAGGAAUGUCCCAUCUCGUAUCGGGGUACAUUUGUCCAGAAAAUGUAAUGAGAAUGAAGAUUCAUCAAACCAGCUGUAUACAUUGGUCACCUAUGUGCUUGUCACCACCUUCAAAACUCUACAGACCGUUAAUAUGGACGAGAACUAA